AUGAUUCAUAACGCUAUCCUGCAAACCUUUCCAUGUGGAGCUACCAGACAUAUUAUCGGAAAAUCGGCACCUGUUUCGCUUUCCGCUCUGCCAUCGCUUGGAAGGAUUAUUGCCUCUUCACUGCGGCAACAGGCCCACGCCAUGGCUAUAUCGAAAGACGCAACCGGUCUUGCGCAAGGGCUGACUUCCGUCUUAUCUCACAGGCGUUGGUAUGCCGCGUACAGUGCCGCUGCCCUCGUCUUGAUCCAGGUCGGAAUAGGUAUCGUUCUAAAAGCCGCGCAAACAGACAAUCAUUAUGCGUUUUCACCGUCGUCAUCCGUCACCAUCUCCGAAUUCUUGAAGAUGCUUUUGGCGAUUGGCUUCUUUUAUCGCGAGUGGGCGGCAAGGGUUGCAGAAAACGCAGGGCGAGCCUACCUGCCGGUUUCCGCAUCUGACGACUCUGUUCCACUGACAUAUGAGAUGGAAAGGCCACUCGAGGAAAGUGACAAGCAACGCGAAAUGGGGGAUGAGGCUCUGCAGAAAACCGGGCUCUGGGUAGAGCGUUCUUUCUUCACAGCCAUGAGGAAGGAAGUCUCUACUGAUAUAGCGUUCGGGCUGGGCCUCUUGUCGCUUUUCUACGUACUUAUUAACAACUUGGUUUUCGUCAGUUACCAAGUUGCCGACCCGGCUACCAUUUCAUUAACCAAGAGCGGUGUAACGUGCGUCACGGCUUUAGUCCUAAUGUUCACCCUCAACACAAAAAUCACUGGCAUUCAGUGGCUUGCUAUCGUCCUGCAAGUUUGCGGCUUACUCGUUACACAAUAUGAUCCGAAGGCCGGCGGUGUUUACUCGGUCGGAGUAUACCUCCUCUUGGUUUUUCAAGUGUUUCUGAGUGCAGUAUCUGGUGUUUUCAAUCAAGGCCUCCUGCAAGCGAGCAGCGCCAGCUUGCAUGCAAGCAAUAUCAUCCUGUACGGCUCUGGUGCAUGGAGUAACUUGCUGUGCCACGUGCUCAUGAGAACUACCAAGUCCAAUGAACCGGGGUUUUUUGAGGGGUAUGGCAGCCUGCAUGCCAUCUUGAUUAUCAUAAAUAACGUGUUGAUUGGCCUCGCUAUAAAUGCAGUAUAUAAAUUCGUGUUUGGUGCUUCGUGGUUAUACGCGAUGAAUCCAACACCAAAGCCUAACAAGAGCGGCUCGCAUGCAAGCAACUCCCAGCACCGCCCUUGGACCUCGCUGCCAAACCUGCGGAAAUUUUAUCUAGUCCUGUAUGGGAUAGCUCAACUCAUCACUUUGGCGUUGAUAGCUGCCAUGUCCAUAUCCGGUUUCUCGGCUUCUAAUAUUGUUAGCCAGAAAAACGGUACAUCAUCCGUCACCUCACCAUUCGAAAAGGCACUCGGGUUCGUUCGCUGGAACGGAGAGCAUCCGGAACGCAUCCCGCACGUUAUGAAAUACCGGCCUUUCUUCCACACUAUGCACAUCUCCAUGCCGGACGAGACGGCUCCAGGGCAGGGAUUAAAUCAGACAAGCCUAACGGAAGACGCGGCUAAGAUAACCUUUACCAUUUACCGCCAAGUGGCGUUGACAAUGCAAGUUAUUUUAGAUACUCGGCCUGACAUCACCGGUCUUUUCUACUUUCAUUUCGAUUCUUGGAUCGAUCCCCUUGCGUGGAGUGAUAUAAACUUGGAAAAUUUUUACUUUCCCUUUUUAACCGACAAGACUAAAGGUCCAUUUACAAUAUGCAUGAAUGACACCGCCAAGCAGGACUGGUGGGGGUGGGAGAAAGAUGUUCACAAAAAGGCAAUGGAAGCAGCCUCGGCAGCCAAGUCAAGCGCCGUAACCCAAAACUACACAAUAAAUGAUCAUGAGUGGUGCUUAGGAUGGAGUGAUAUAUAUUACAUACCGAGGCGGUUUUUUGGAGAUUUCAUUCGCCUCUCUGAGGUCUUCGCUAAUCCCCAGUUCGAUGUUUUCCACGAGGUGGCAAUACCGACUAUCGUCCACAUCAUCGAUAAUAGCCGUCGCGAAAGCCCUCACAUACCAGUCGUUAAUCACAUUAGCGAUUGUUGGGGUGACUGCUGCAGUUCAAACCCUUCUGUGGACGAUGUACUUAGAUAUCCUUGUGGGCAUCGUCUGGACUAUCUCAAUAAGCCGGUAACGGAGGCUUUCUUUGCAAAGCUAGCUAGUGAAGCAUCCUUAUUAAAAAAACACGAAUAG
This is a messenger RNA of Metarhizium acridum CQMa 102, 2187 nucleotides long. RefSeq lists its product as uncharacterized. Gene Ontology annotation, cellular component: Golgi membrane. Gene Ontology annotation, molecular function: pyrimidine nucleotide-sugar transmembrane transporter activity. Lineage: Eukaryota; Fungi; Ascomycota; Sordariomycetes; Hypocreales; Clavicipitaceae. Gene Ontology annotation, biological process: pyrimidine nucleotide-sugar transmembrane transport. The record is from RefSeq and is a predicted model, not a curated record.